This is a messenger RNA of Aspergillus steynii IBT 23096, 2667 nucleotides long. RefSeq names its product patatin-like phospholipase domain-containing protein. The coding region runs from base 197 to 2374 and encodes 725 amino acids. Gene Ontology annotation, biological process: lipid metabolic process. The record is from RefSeq and is a predicted model, not a curated record. NCBI's taxonomy places the organism in Eukaryota, Fungi, Ascomycota, Eurotiomycetes, Eurotiales, Aspergillaceae. Gene Ontology annotation, molecular function: triacylglycerol lipase activity. The transcript has 2 exons.
GGCGGCUUGGCACUUUGUUGCCUUGGCGCCUGAUCCGAUUACCUCAGCACAAGCCACUGUGGCUGAAUGCGGUGUGGUGGUGUGGCGGUGUGACAGUCUGACGUCGAUGUCAUUUCAUCAUUGCCUGGCAGGAUCCCUUCCCUGUCGCCCAUCCUCUGAUUCCCCUAGGUUUUCUCAUCAUGAAUGAUCCCCAACAAUGACAUCGGCGGACAAGUCGGCAACGGGGAAGAUCUAUGAUCCCAGCUCUCUGCCGGAUUACGACCGCCAGUUUAUUGAUCCCGACGACCUGCGGCAAUUCGAGAAUGCGCUGAAUGGCAACGAGGCUGACCCGCUGGUCGCUCUCAACGACUGGCGCCCCAUCUACCAACGUGUCCGGAAGAGUAGAGGCCGACGGGGCAAACCAAGACGCAGCAAGGAUGAGACGCGAGAGGGGGUGCUGUACACUGUGUUGAAGUGGCCCUUUCUCUUCAUCGUGUUUGGCUGGAUCAUCUUUCUGGGGUUCGGCUACACCUUGACCCGCCUGUACAUCUUCCUAUAUGAACAAUGGGUGUCCUGGAGAGGCAAGAGGGAAUCGCUUCGCCGGCAGCUGUCGGCGCAGACGAACUACGGCGAUUGGUUGAACGCUGCACAGGCCCUCGAUGAUCAUCUCGGGAACCAAGCGUGGAAGGAAAUAGACGAAUAUGCAUACUACGACCAUCUCACGAUAAACAAACUGGUUACACAGCUGAAGAGCGUGAGGAGUUUGGUUGAACAAGAACGCAAGGAGGAUGGUUCUGGUUCGACCGAGACGACCGCCGUGGAGGAGUUGUGCACGCUGCUGGAGGCGUGCGUCAAGAACAACUUCGCCGGUGUCGAGAACCCGCGACUUUACAGCGAGUCCUACUCAGGAACCAAAGAUCUGGUCCAAGAAUACAUCGACGAAGUGAAGACAUGCAUUGAUUUGGUUGCAGGUAACAAGCAAAUCAGCAGCGAAGACAAGUUUCAUCAUUUUAGACAUUUGGAUACCAAUUUUGGGCGUACCGCCCUCUGCUUGUCCGGGGGUGCCACUUUUGCAUAUUAUCAUUUUGGCGUUGUCAGAGCGCUUUUGGAUAACGGUGUGCUGCCUCAGAUAAUCACCGGGACCUCGGGCGGCGCUCUGGUCGCCGCCCUGGUGGCUACUAGAACCGACGAGGAACUGAAGGAGCUGCUUGUGCCUGCCUUGGCUCAUCGCAUAAAGGCCUGUCAUGAAGGGUUCACGACGUGGUUGUGGCGUUGGUGGCGGACCGGUGCCCGUUUCGAUGCCGUCGACUGGGCGCGUGAGGGUAGCUGGUUCUGCAGAGGCUCGACCACAUUUCGCGAGGCCUACGAACGAACGGGACGGAUCCUGAAUGUAUCGUGUGUGCCAUCCGACCCUCAUUCGCCUACCAUUCUAGCAAACUAUCUCACUUCCCCGGACUGUGUCAUAUGGAGCGCCAUGCUUGCCUCUGCAGCAGUUCCCGGGAUCUUGAACCCCGUCGUUCUUAUGACGAAAAAGCGCGAUGGCACACUCGCUCCCUACUCGUUCGGUCACAAGUGGAAGGAUGGCAGCUUGCGGACGGAUAUUCCCGUCAAGGCACUGAACCUACACUUCAAUGUCAAUUUUACAAUCGUCUCGCAAGUCAACCCUCACAUCAACCUUUUCUUCUUCAAUUCUCGAGGAACGGUCGGUCGGCCCGUCACUCAUCGCAAAGGUCGCGGAUGGCGUGGAGGAUUUCUCGGAUCCGCCAUCGAACAAUACAUCAAGCUAGACAUGAACAAAUGGCUCCGAGUCCUCCGCCAUCUCGAGCUCCUGCCCCGACCCCUGGGCCAAGACUGGAGUGAGAUCUGGCUCCAAAAGUUCAGUGGCACCGUCACCAUCUGGCCCAAGACCAUAGCCUCCGACUUCUACUACAUCCUCUCGGACCCUAGCCCCGAGCGCCUGGACCGCAUGCUCCGCGUCGGCCAACUCAGCGCCUUCCCAAAGAUCCAGUUCGCCAAGAACCGACUCAAGAUCGAAACCGCCAUCACUGCCGGUCUCAAGGAAUUUGCUCCCGCCGGCGCAGCAGGUCGCGUUGUAUCUCCUCGCCGUCGCCGCCGCCCUGUCGACAGUAUCUCUUCGCGCCUCGAUGGCUCUCUAGCCGAGGACCAGGACCAAUCUGACUACUACAAAGAUGAUCCACAGCAGUUCGUCCUCGAUGCCUCGGACCACUCGAGCGCAGACCCAGGCUCGUCUGUCGCUUCCUCUCGUGACUCGUCCCGGCUUGAUACCCAUCGUCAUAACUCCAACAAUAUCUUCCAGGAAAUGAGGCGGCAGUCGGCGGUCUUCUUCGAUGACUCCGAUAUGUAUGCUGAGGAUGAUAUGCGGAAGAUGCAGUGAGGUUUUCCUCGUUCUAUUCUUAUAAUCCUUAUCGCUGCCUUAUUGUUAGCCAGACUUGUAAUUAUGAUGAUUGGGCUAAGUCGGUAACUGGUUGGUUGAAUCGCCGUGGCAUACACUUGCUAGAGUGGGUAAGGUUGCUCCGAUAUAUACCUCGGAGACGGCUGUUUGCAUCGGUUACUUGCUUAUUUUUCUGUACAUUAUUAGUAUUGUUACACUGUUUUGCACAUUAGGAUACCUUUAUCUUUUGAGCCGCAAAUACAAGCGAAGCCAUAUAAUAUAUAUCUAGUCACAUC